Molecule: messenger RNA, 3720 nt
Organism: Rotaria socialis
Lineage: Eukaryota; Metazoa; Rotifera; Eurotatoria; Philodinida; Philodinidae
Source: the annotation of a GenBank genome assembly
AUGAAUAACAGCAACGAUAUUUAUCAAGCUAUGUUCAAUUAUCCGUUAUCUGACUCACCAUAUCGAAUUGCAAAAACAAAGAAAUUUAAUAAAGUGGCUAGUUACCUAAAAUAUCGAUUGUCGAUGGAAUGUGUUCAAGCUAUUAGAAAAAAUAAUACUGUGCUUGUCAAAAAGUUACUAAUUGCUGGGGCUAGUCCUGAUAUGCAUGAUACUGAUAGUAUAAGUGAAGCAUUGAAGCAUCAAAAUUUGGAAUUGAUUCAAAUCCUCUGUGAAAGUGGAGCGAAAAUGCCUGAUGAAUGGCUUAAAACAGAAACAAUUACACUUUCACUAGCUAAUUCUCAACAAAUGAAACCUGAUAUCGCGUAUCGAAUCAAUCAUUGUCUAAUCGAUAGACGGCUCCGGUUUGCAGCAGCCAAUGGUGAUCUUGCGGGCGUAAUGAAAUGUCAACAUCUUGGUGCUGACAUAAAUUCCAAAAAUUGUUAUGGUUCAACUGCACUCUUAUAUGCCAUUAAAUAUGGAAAUUAUUUUUCGAUAGUUCAUUCGUUAGUUUCUCGUGGUGGAUCAAUGUUACAUGAGAAUGAGGAUGAGCCGAUGUCAUUGAUUGAUCUUGCAAAACAGCAACAGUUUGAACAGAUUGCUGAUUAUCUGUCCAAAGAAUUAAACAUACAAUUUCUGACGACGAUUCUUAAUAAUGAUCGCGAUGGUGCAGACAAAUUUGCAAAAUUGGGAGCCAAUGUUAACUAUCAAGAUGAACAAGGACGUAUGGCAUUACAUUAUGCUGUACAAUAUCAUGGUAUCGAACUGGUUAAGUGGUUAUGUGAGUAUAAUUGCAGUCCGAACCUCGCUGAUAUCUAUGGUGACUAUCCAAUUAUUCAAGCAACCAUGAAAGGCGACUAUGCCGUCGUCGAAUUAUUUGUUACUCAGUAUCCUGCAACAAAACAGCAAACUAGUAAAGAUGGUCUAACUGCUUUAAAAAUCGCUCAAAAACUUAAAUUUCCACGCAUUGCUCAACUAAUAGAAACAGGAAAGUCUGUACCAGCGCCAAAUGAUUCAUCGUCUGAAUCCAAAGAACCUGUCCAUAGUUACGAAGUACUUGUAGAAGCAUCUCGAAAUGGUCGCAUAAAAAUUUUACAAGAGUUUUGCCAACAACGUUACAAAUCAAUAGAGCAAAAGAAACAAAUAUGCGAGCAACUGAUAGACAUCGCGAAAAAAGCAAAUCAAUACGAAAUCAUAAAUAUUCUUGAACCCUACUACAAUAAGACAUUGAAAACGACAUUGCCCUCGGAUAUUGAAAUCGGUGAAGUCGUUACUCUAAGAGAAGAUUAUAAGAAAAUCUUGCUUGCAUGCUUGUGUGGUCUCAGUGACGUAAUAACUAAUAGCUCUGUUGUACUCGAUCCUACAGAUCCUAAUACAUAUAGAGAAUUUUUCUCUGACCUGUCAGUAAAUACUAAAAAACAUUCACGCGAUCUUCAAACUAUUGGUAAUGAACAAGAUGUGAAAACAUUGAUUACAAAAGACUCGGAAAGUACUGGUGAACAUUUAGCAAAAAUUAACAGUCAAUUAAAACAAUCAAUGGACCAUCAAAAAAGUCUAACGGCCAGAAUUAAAGAUAAAAAUGAAAAAUUAUCGAAAGAGCACGAUCUAUCGCCUUUGAAACUUAAACAAUUGUUUGAAGAAAGAGAAAUGCAAAAGAAACAGUUAGCUACUUAUGAAUGUUCAAUAUUAUUAUAUCAACGUCAACUAGAAUCUAAAUUGAGUAGGCAAAAUACAAUUAAUUUCAUUAAAAACAAUUCAAAUAUGUACCUAUUCUAUCGGACGAUUGAAAAUCGGUUGGAAGCGCUGUUUCACAGUGUUCUGGCAGCUCAAGGUGGCUAUUUGCAAACGACACAAACUUCGAAGUAUGGAACCGCAGCAAGUGUUGUCAAUAUGGUACCGACAUCUAUUUUUCCGUUCUCGGACGUGAUUGUCGGAGCUGUGAAAUGGACAUUUUCCAGUGUUCUUUCAAAAUUAGAUGAAAAAGCACAAAAAAAAGAAUGGCACAAUAUUUCCACGUUAGGUAACAUUGAAGAGCUCGGACGAAUAGCAUCGGACACAGCUGGCCUUUUGACACUCUAUUAUAAAGAACAAAUACAGUCGAUUGAUGUGAAGGGGAAAAUUAAGGGUAGCAACGUUUUUAAUGAUAAAAUAAAAUGGAUCAAAGAUGUCUUUUACGAUGUUCGACCAGAAGGUUCUGAAGAAAUGGCUGUUGUUAUUGUUGCUGAAUAUGUCACUGCUUGGCUUCUCGAUGCAUUGAAAUCAGGCAUACAAGUAAUUAAUCCAACAGAACCAUUACCGCAACAACUUUGGCUCUAUGUAGCUAAGACAGAUCCCAUUGAUCAAGGAAGAGUAACAAAAGUAACGAACGUUCUCGUAGUUUCAUCAGGACAACAAAAAAUUCCUUUGAGAAUAAAGAACGAUCCAGAUAAAGAAAUCAUUGUACAAGUGCAAUUGCGCUAUCUGAUUGGCUGUGUUACGGUAGUUGGUGCCGAUGGAAUCAUUUAUCAGUAUCCUAUAUCUAAAGAUUCUCCUAAAGACAUAGAAUUAAACGAUUUGGAAAAUUUCGGUUAUGUGUAUUUUGUACCUUUCUCAUCGGAUGACAACGACCUUAAAGCGAUUAUUAAUGGAAGAAAAUUGACAGAAGUUGAUAGAAAUCAAAAUAAAGAUAUUACGACGCGAUUCGAUGAUAUUUUGGAACCUGCAAAAACUUAUCAAAGGCAAAGUAAUGAGCAAGCACGACAAUCAUUCAUUACAACUGAAACAACCAAAGAAGUGGCCAAAGAAAAACUUGAAAAAGCACGAUAUGAUAUUGAAUCGAGUGUUGAUAAUUUGAGAGAAGAUAUUAAACAGAAAACGGACUUUUAUCAAACGUCAAUCGAUGCUGCUUUUGAACAAAUCAAAAACGAAUCGGCCGUCAACCGAGAAACAAUGAAAAAAGACAAUCAAGAACGCUACGAACAAGUAUGGAGAAAAUUGAGUGAACAAUUAAAAGAAACCGAAGGACGAUUAGAAAAACGAAUUGAACAGCGUUUGAAUGAUAUCGAAAUGUUUUUGCAAGAAGAAUGUAAGCAAAUGCGAGCAAUCGUCGUAGUGGCACAAACAGACGCAAGUAAAGCGCAAUUACAAGCAGAUGAAGCAGCUAAGACAAGUAAACUCUCUGCUCAACAAGCAACAGAAGCCAAAGAUUAUACUCAAAAAUUAGUAGCAAGCACAGAAGAGCGAAAAUGUGAACUUCAAGCCGUAGCCGAUAAAUGCGAAGCUCUAGUCAAACAAACGGUUACUCAACAGAAAGAGCUUUUAGAACGUUCAAUUUUAGAAAUACGCACAAAAGUUCAACAGGACUUUGAGCGUACUAAACAAGCAGCCCAAGAAUCGGCCAUCAGUGCGAAAGAAUCAGCACGAGCCGCCAAAGAUACUGCGUCAGCUGCUCAGGAAACAGUGAAAGUAAUGAAAGAUCAGCUAGAAACGCAGAAAGAUGAAACAAGAAAGAUCAUCGCAAAUAAUAAAGAUCUUGUCAAACAAAUGGAUCGAAUGAGUGAUGAAGCACGUCAAACCGAGAAAGAAACAAAGCGAUCAGCUGAUGCAUCUGUCACUGCAUUGGAAAAAGUUAAUAAUAUGUAUCCUAAAAUGGAGAAAGCACUGGAUCAACUCGAAAGACUAGCGAAGAAAAUUGAAACGAAGUAA